Messenger RNA from Lathyrus oleraceus (garden pea), 645 nucleotides. RefSeq lists its product as uncharacterized. NCBI's taxonomy places the organism in Eukaryota, Viridiplantae, Streptophyta, Magnoliopsida, Fabales, Fabaceae. The record is from RefSeq and is a predicted model, not a curated record. The transcript has 3 exons. Bases 1 to 645 code for a protein of 214 amino acids.
AUGAAUAAUAAUGAGAAGGUACCUAACUACAUCUCUAGAGUAAUUCUGAUCACAAAUGAGAUGAAGUCGUAUGGAGAAACUCUCUCUGAAGAAAGGAUCAUUGAUAAGGUACUUAGAUCUCUUAGUCCUCAAUUUGAUUAUAUUGUUGUAGAAAUUGAGCAAUCUAAGGAUCUUAGCACCAUGAGAGUCGAAGAGCUACAAAGCAGUCUAGAGGCACAAGAGUUGCGUCUGAUUGAGAGAAACUCUGAAAUAGAGAAGUCAGAAACCUCAACUUCUGAAAAACAGAAGACUGCUCAAAAGGGGAAGGAGAAGUAUGACAAGAGGAAGGUUCAAUGCUACUGUUGUAAGAAGUUUGGCCACUUCGAUGCUGAUUACACUGGCUGCUCAAAUCAUCUUAUUGGAAAUGAGAAAUGGCUGGUUGAUUUUGACUCUAGAAAAAGGACAAGGAUUAGAUGUCCUGAUGAUAAAUACCUCAAUGUCGAAGGAACUAGAAAUGUCAGAUUAGUCAUGAAUAAUGGUAAAACAACAUUGAUUCAGAAUCUGUGGUAUGUUCCUGGCAGGAAAAACAAUAUGAUGAGUGUAGGUCAAUUAAUUGAGAAUGGAUUUUUCAGUUACUAUGAAGGACAACCUUUUGAAGUUGUAUGA